Molecule: messenger RNA, 1278 nt
Organism: Chironomus riparius
Lineage: Eukaryota; Metazoa; Arthropoda; Insecta; Diptera; Chironomidae
Source: the annotation of a GenBank genome assembly
AUGAAAAAGAUUAAAUUAGCAAUUAUUGGAGCUGGCGCUUCUGGAUUAUGUGCGCUUAAAAAUGCUGUUGAAUAUGGAUGUGAAGUUGUAGCAUUUGAACAGACAAAAUUAGUGGGAGGAUUGUGGAAUUAUACUGAUAAAACUGACAAAGAUGACUAUGGAUUAGAUAUACAUUCAAGCAUGUAUGAAAAUUUGGUAACAAACCUUCCAAUUGAAGUAAUGUGCUAUCCUAAUGAACCUUUUCCGAAGCAACAUGAGUCAUUUGUUUCGUCAGCAGUAGUUUUAAACUACUAUAUUAGAUAUGCACAGAAAUUUAAUUUGGAAAGUCAUAUUAAGUUUGAACAUCAUGUAUUUCGGAUUAGACCUCUUUCAAACGAUAAGUGGGAGGUUAUUGUAAAAAACUUACCAAGAGAUAUGUUUGUGACAUAUAUUUUUGAUUCAGUUUUGGUAUGUAGUGGUCAUUUCCAUACACCAUACAUCCCUAAAAGUAAGGGUCAAGAAAUAUUUAAAGGAAACAUAAUGCACUCUCAUACUUAUCGAUCCUCAAAAAUUUUCAAUAAUGAAAGGACACUAAUUGUUGGUGGAAAUAAUAGUGCUGUAGAUUUAGUCAUUGAAAGUUCUAAAAAUUCAAAGUCAACAAUAUGGUCACAUCACUUAAGUCCUUCACCUGAUAUGACACAAUUUGAAAGAAAUGUUGAAGAGAAGUCUGAUAUAUUAGAAAUAGUAUCGGACGGUGUGAAAUUUUCAGAUGGGACGUUUGCUGAAUGUUCCUUAAUCAUCUACGCUACUGGAUAUUUGUAUUCUUAUCCGUUUUUGUCAAUUGAUUCGGGUGUGUUGGGAGGAGAUUAUGUAAAACCACUUUGGAUGCAUUGUUUAUGCAUAAAUAAUCCAUCUUUAGGAUUUAUAGGCCUUCCAAAUCUCAUAUGUCCUAACCAAAUGUUUCAACUUCAAGUCGAAUUUUGCUUGACCUUUAUGAUGGGAAAGAAAAAUUUACCCUCAAAAGAUGAAAUGUUAAAAGAAAUGGAUUCAGAUUUACAGCAGAGAUGGGACAAAGGAUUGAGUUCCAGGAAGGGUCAUUAUUUAGGACAUAAACACGAUGCACAACUUGAAUAUUACAAUAAGCUGUCACAAAAGGCUAGCAUAAGUCCAAUCAUGUCAUGUAUAGUCAAAAUGCAUGCUCAUGCUCAUCAUAGUCGAUUAAAACAUUUUACAUCUUAUAGAAAUGUUAAGUACAAAGUUAUCAGUGAAGACGAUUUUGAGAUAGAAUAUUUAAAAUAA